Molecule: messenger RNA, 2019 nt
Organism: Hansenula ciferrii
Lineage: Eukaryota; Fungi; Ascomycota; Saccharomycetes; Phaffomycetales; Wickerhamomycetaceae
Product: ferric reductase family protein
Exons: 1
Coding region: 1-2019 (672 amino acids)
Biological process (GO): intracellular iron ion homeostasis; copper ion import; iron ion transport
Cellular component (GO): plasma membrane
Molecular function (GO): ferric-chelate reductase activity
Source: RefSeq, a predicted model, not a curated record
AUGAAGUUAUUACUACUAGUCCUAUUCUUCAUACGGCUUAGCUCUGCAAUAGCAGAAUCUCAAAAAGGUUCAUUCCAUAGAAUAAUCAUAUAUUCAUGUGAAACUGCUCUUUAUAAUUAUAAAUUUGAUUGUCAAGGUUAUCAAUGUCGUUGUACUUAUACCCCAUUCCUUGGAUCAAUAGCAUCUUGUAUUGAUCAUUAUUCACCAGAUCCAAGGACUAGAUCUUUGGCUGUACAGGAACUUGUUGAAUUUUGUGGUUCAAAUCAUGGUCAGAGGUUAAGUGUUGAUAUUGUGGAGGGUUUGAUAAGAAAUUCUUCAAAAUGGUUACAGGAUCCUUUGAGUGAAGGUUUUAAUAAGGAUGAAGUUAAAUAUGUCCCCGUAUUACCUUUGAAAAAUCAAUUAGAUUUAAGUUUAAGGGAUUAUAAAGCAUUCUUAGGGAAUUUUGAUUUUGCACAAGAUUAUGGUAUUUAUUUAAAUUAUUAUUGGCUUUUGGUAUUAUUAUACAUUGGGAUAUGGAAUAGAUUUAAAUCCAAGAGAUUUAUAAAUAAAUUAAUUGGAGAACCUAUAGAUUCUAUAAGAUCAAAUUUAACAUUACCAAUAAUUUUCAAUAGACAUUUCCAACCUUUCACAUAUUUAUUCAAUUUAACUUCAUUAUUACCAUCAAGUUCAGAUGCUUUAAUACUCCUGGGUUAUUUAAUAUUACAUACAGUUUAUUUAUUCAAGAAUUUUGAUAUUUAUAAUGAAAACAAGAUAUUUAAUGGGAAUUUAAUUGGUCAAUUUAUAAGAUAUAUAAGUGAUAGAUCUGGUGUUCUUUCAUUUGCUCAUUUACCAAUAAUUAUAUUAUUUGCAGGGAGAAAUAAUCUUUUGAUUAAAAUUUCAAAAUUAUCAUAUAGUUCUUUCAUGAUUUUUCAUAAAUGGACUGCAAGGAUUAUGUUUAUUGAUGCAUUUAUUCAUACUUGUGGUUAUUAUGAAAUUAUAAUAUCAAGAGGUACAUUGUUUAAAUCAUUAAGGAAAGAAUAUAUUCAAUGGGGUACAGUUGCAAUAUUUAUUGGUCUUGUUAUACUUGUUCAAGCUAUUCAUAAUUUUAGAAUUGCACAUUAUGAAUUAUUCUUAAUAUUACAUAUCAUAUUCGCUGCGGGUUUUUUAAUAACUUGUUGGAAACAUGUUGAAACAUUUGGAUGGAAAGAAUGGAUAUAUGGCGCCUGUGCAUUUUGGGCCCUGGAUAGAAUAAUUCGUAUUAUAAAUUUAUGUAAAUUUGGAACUCCAUGGGCAAAUUUAAAAUUUAUUUCAGAUGAAACCUUUAUUGUUAAAGUGUCAAGACCAACAAAUUGGAAACCAUUUCCUGGAUGUUUUGUUUAUAUACAUUUUUUACAUUGGUCAAUGUUUUGGCAAUCCCAUCCUUUUACUAUAGUGGAUUCUGUGCUUAAAGAUGAAGAAAUUACAAUUUAUAUCAAAGCUAAGGAUGGUUUAACCCAGAAAGUCCUGAACAUGAUUGGUCAUGAUAAUUUUCAAAUGAGAGUUGCUUUGGAAGGGCCAUAUGGGAAUCAAUCAUCAUUAGAACAAUAUCAAACCGCCUUAUUGAUUGCAGGAGGGAAUGGUAUCCCAGGACCUUUUUAUCAUGCAUUAGAAUUAUCAACAAAACCAUUAUUAUUAAAACAAAGAGUAAAAUUAAUUUGGGUUAUAAGGAAUAUUGAAUCUCUUGAGUGGUUUGAAGAAGAAUUAAUGAAAUUAUGUGAAUUUAAUAUUGAAAUUGAUAUUUAUAUAACAAGGAAUUUUAAUUAUCAAAUGAGUGAUACUUUACCAAUGAUUAAGAAAUUCUCAACAUUUAUAAAAUUUUACGCUGGUCGUGCAAAUUUUAACAAGAUUUUAAAUGAUGAAUUUAUAAAUUCUCAAGGUUCAAUUGGUAUUGUUACUUGUGGUCCACCAAUAAUGUGUGAUGAUAUAAGAUCAUUUACAGCUAGGAAUUUAAGAUUAUCACCAUAUAGAAUUGAUUUAUUUGAAGAAUUACAAGUGUGGUAA